Spizellomyces punctatus DAOM BR117 is the source of this 627-nucleotide messenger RNA. Its product is annotated as V-type ATPase, F subunit. The record is from RefSeq and is a predicted model, not a curated record. The transcript has 5 exons. Gene Ontology annotation, molecular function: proton-transporting ATPase activity, rotational mechanism. Gene Ontology annotation, cellular component: fungal-type vacuole membrane; proton-transporting V-type ATPase, V1 domain. Lineage: Eukaryota; Fungi; Chytridiomycota; Chytridiomycetes; Spizellomycetales; Spizellomycetaceae. Gene Ontology annotation, biological process: proton transmembrane transport. The coding region runs from base 99 to 461 and encodes 120 amino acids.
UUUGGCCAUCCAGCAAUUGAAACGAUUCCCAAAAGAGAGUCUCUAUCUCUCAAUCGUAACACCAAUACCAACACCCGCUAGGCCACAGUCAGACUACAAUGGCCCACCUCCAAAAGGAUCGCUCGCUCAUUGCGGUGCUCGGAGAUGAGGACUCUGUGACAGGUCUCCUCCUUGCGGGGAUUGGUCAUAUCGAUUCUAAGCAAAAAUCAAACUUUCUUGUAGUCGACUCGAAAACACCACUGGCCAAGAUUGAAGAAUCGUUCGAAGAAUUUACAAACCGCAAAGAUGUUGCUAUCAUUCUGAUCACACAGCAGGUUGCCGAUGAGAUUCGUCAUAUAUUGGAUGAUUAUGAUCAAGCUUUUCCAACAAUUUUGGAAAUCCCGUCCAAAGACAGGCCGUAUGAUCCGUCAAAAGACUCGGUAUUGAAGCGUGUGCAACGAUUGUUUGGUGAAGGAGCUUAAUGUGGGCAUGACAUAUAUGGUAGAUGUAGAACGCUUUGUAACAUGUGCUUUCUUUCCAAGCUGGAUCUCGAUGCAGAGCGACACUGCUUUAUUUACUACGAGAGAAAGAGGAUCUACCUGUACAAUAAAAACCGGAACAUAAUCAUCAUCACCUUGCUCUCUCCGU